This is a messenger RNA of Apodemus sylvaticus (European woodmouse), 2991 nucleotides long. RefSeq names its product NLR family pyrin domain containing 14 (gene Nlrp14). The record is from RefSeq and is a predicted model, not a curated record. Bases 1 to 2991 code for a protein of 996 amino acids. Gene Ontology annotation, molecular function: protein binding. Gene Ontology annotation, cellular component: cytoplasm. Lineage: Eukaryota; Metazoa; Chordata; Mammalia; Rodentia; Muridae. The transcript has 10 exons. Gene Ontology annotation, biological process: regulation of inflammatory response.
AUGAAGACAGAGGAUGUCGAGAUGGAAGACAAUGCUUCUAAAGAGAAAAUAGUGUCUAAGGAUGAAGACUUUGAUGAUGGAAUAGACUACAGAACUGUAAUAAAGGAAAAAUUUUGUGUGAUGUGGGAUAAUACUUCUUUCCCUGGAGAAUCUGCAACUUUAAAUUGUAUAAUUACUCAUAAAGACCAAAAGCUGUUGCAGCAUAUAUUUGAUGAGGAUAUCCAAACUUCCAAGAUUCCACAAACAGUAGUCCUUUAUGGAGCUGCUGGAAUUGGGAAGACAACGUUGUUGAAAAAGGCAAUGUUAGAAUGGGCAGAUGGCAAUCUCUAUCAGCAAUUUACCCAUGUUUUUUAUCUCAGUGGGAGAGAAAUUAGCCAAGUGAAGGAGGGAAGCUUUGCUCAGUUAAUAUCAAAGUACUGGCCUCGCAACGAGAGUCCCAUCGAACAGAUCCUGUCCAAACCCAGCAGUCUCCUUUUUAUAAUUGAUAGCUUUGAUGAAAUGGAUUUCUCCUUUGAAGAGCCAGAGUUUGCACUGUGUAAAGAUUGGACUCAGAAGCACCCGGUGUCUUUUCUUAUUAGUAGUUUGCUGAGGAAAGUGAUGCUUCCUGAGUCAUACUUAUUAGUAACAACAAGGUCCACAGCUUGGAAGCGACUAGUGCCUUUGUUGCAGAAGCCUCAUCGUGUAAAGCUGCCAGGACUGUCUAAGAAUGCAAGGAUGGACUAUAUCCACCAUUUGUUGAAAGAUAAGACAUGGGCUUUGAAUGCAGCUUAUUCAAUAAGAAUCAAUUGGAGGCUUUUCCAGAUGUGCCACGUGUAUCAUGUGUGCCAGAUGAUCUGUACUUUUCUCAAGGAGCACAUGGAGAGAGGUGGCAACGUUGAAGAGACCUGCCAAAACAGCACGGCUCUGUUCACAUACUAUGUCUGCAGCUUAUUUCCACGUGUACCUGGGAGCUCUGUUACUCUGCCCAAUGAAACGCUGUUAAGGAGCCUAUGCCAGGCUGCUGUUGAAGGCAUUUGGACUAUGAAGCAUGUACUCUACCAGCAAAAUCUUCGAAAGCACGAGUUAACCAGAGAGGACAUCUCGAUUUUCCUGGAUGCAGAUGUUCUUCAGCAGGACACCGAGUAUGAAAACUGCUACAUGUUCACUCACCACCAUGUUCAGGAGUUUUUUGCAGCUCUGUUUUACUUGCUGAGAGAGAAUCCAGAAGAAAAAGACUAUCCCUCUGAACCUUUUGAAAACUUGUAUCUGUUGCUGGAAAGCAACCGUUUUCAUGACCCUCAUUUGGAGCAGAUGAAAUGCUUUUUGUUUGGUCUACUAAAUAAAGACAGAGUACGACAACUAGAGGAAACUUUCAACCUUACACUAUCCAUGGAGGUAAAAGAAGAGUUACUUGUGUGUAUGGAAGCAUUCGAAAAUGAUGACUCUACUUUGUUACAGCUGAGAUUUCAAGACUUGCUUCACUGUAUAUAUGAGAGUCAAGAUGAAGAAUUCAUCACUCGGGCACUGAUGUGUUUCCAAAAGAUUAUCGUGAGGAUUGAUGAAGAACAACAAUUGCGUAUAUAUUCAUUCUGCCUUAAGCACUGCCACUCUCUACAGACUAUGACACUGACGGUGAGGGCAGACUUGAGAAAUACGUUAGACUCAGACCCUACAGGUGAAAUGUGCCUUGAAGAUGCUGCUGUUCAAAUCAUUCAUUACUGGCAAGAUCUGUUUUCUGUGAUUCAUACAAAUGAAUCCCUGAUAGAAAUGGAUUUGUGUGAAAGCAGAAUUGAUGAAUCCUUGAUGAAAAUUUUGAAUGAAGAAUUAAGUCACCCAAAAUGUAACCUACAAAAACUAACAUUCAAAGCUGUCUGUUUCCUGAAUAGCUGUCAGGAUUUUAGUUUCUUGGUUUCCAACAAUAAGGUGACACAUCUUGACCUGAAAGGUACUGACUUAGAAGAAAAUGGACUAAAGACCUUAUGUGAAGCCUUGAAAUGCCGAGGAUGUAAAUUACGGGUGCUGAGGUUGGAAUCCUGCGACCUGAAUGCAGACCGUUGUAAAACUCUAUCCAAGGCUCUCCAUAGCAACAGGAGCCUGGUAUUUCUGAAUCUGUCUACCAACAAUCUAUCAAAUAAUGGAGUAAAGUCAUUGUGUGAGGUCUUAGAAAAUCCAAACUGUCCUCUAGAGAGACUGGCCUUAGCAAGCUGUGGCCUCACAAAAGUUGGUUGUGAAGUUCUUUCCUCGGCUCUCACCAAAAGCAAGAGGCUGACACAUUUAUGCUUGACAGACAACAUCUUGGAAGAUGAAGGGAUAGAGUUGCUCAGCUAUACCUUGAAGAAUCCACAGUGUACUCUACAGAGCCUUGUGCUUAGGUGUUGCUGUUUCACUCCAGUUGGUAGUGAGCACCUCUCCACCGCUCUGCUGAACAACAAGAGCUUGAUACACCUGGACCUGGGAUUUAACGAGCUAAAGGAUAACGGACUAAAGCUUCUGUGUCACUCCCUUCAGCAGCCAAACUGCAAUCUUCAGGAACUGGAGUUGAUGGGCUGUGUUCUCACGAAUAAUGCUUGUGGGGAUCUGGCUUCUGUUAUUGUGAACAACUCAAACUUGUGGAACCUAGACCUUGGGUUCAACAUCUUGGGUGAUGCUGGUCUGAAUGUUCUGUGUGAUGCUUUGAGAAAUCCAAACUGCCACAUUCAGAGGCUAGGAUUGGAAAACUGUGGUUUAACUCCUGGUUGCUGCCAAGAUCUCUUAGGUCUCUUGUCUAACAACCACAGUGUGAUACAAAUGAACUUAAAGAAGAAUGCCCUUGAUCAUGAAGCAAUUAGGAAUUUAUGUAAAGUCUUGAGGUCUCCAACAUGCAAAAUGGAAUUUCUAGCGUUGGACAAAAAGGAAAUAGCCAAGAAGAAAAUCAAGAAGUUUCUGGCUGAUGUAAGGAUUAACAAUCCACAUUUGGUCAUUAAGCCACAGUGUCCUAACACAGAAAGUGGGUGCUGGUGGCAGUAUUUCUGA